Molecule: messenger RNA, 1369 nt
Organism: Centruroides sculpturatus (bark scorpion)
Lineage: Eukaryota; Metazoa; Arthropoda; Arachnida; Scorpiones; Buthidae
Product: hairy/enhancer-of-split related with YRPW motif protein-like
Exons: 5
Coding region: 107-1045 (312 amino acids)
Biological process (GO): anterior/posterior pattern specification; regulation of transcription by RNA polymerase II; regulation of neurogenesis
Cellular component (GO): nucleus
Molecular function (GO): protein dimerization activity; DNA-binding transcription factor activity, RNA polymerase II-specific; RNA polymerase II cis-regulatory region sequence-specific DNA binding
Source: RefSeq, a predicted model, not a curated record
GACGCUAGGUGGUUUAGACGGUGGCGCGUGAGUUGGUGUGUCGUCAGUCGGGAGACGGUCGGUCGUGUGUUUCGGACUUCCGUCACGUGGACCUGGUGGCUUGGAUAUGAUGAAAAGAACUGUCAGCGAUAUGGAGUCGGACUGCGACGACGUUUUUGCGGAAGAUUCACCAAAAGGAACUCCGACUCAAAGUAACGAAAGUUGUCAAUUAUUAAACAGGAAAAGAAGGCGCGGGAUUAUCGAAAAGAGAAGACGAGAUAGAAUUAAUAAUUCUUUAUCAGAAUUGAGAAGGUUAGUCCCUGCAGCAUUUGAAAAACAGGGUUCUGCCAAGUUAGAAAAAGCGGAAAUCCUUCAAAUGACCGUGGAUCACUUAAAAAUGCUGCAUGCUAAAGGUUUCGAUGCUUUGACUUUCGAUCCUCAUAAAUUUGCUAUGGAUUAUCACAACAUUGGUUUCCGAGAAUGUGCUUCCGAAGUAGCUCGUUAUUUGGUAGCCAUCGAAGGAAUGGAUUUACAGGAUCCACUCCGUUUACGCUUGAUGAGCCAUUUACAAUGCUACGCCGCCCAAAGAGAACUGGCAUUAAAAUCCGCAUCCGCGCAUAAUCCUUGGAAUUCUCCCUCCACAUUCGGCACCAUCCCUCCACCAGCUCCAUCUCAGUAUCCCGCACCAUCUAUGACAUCUCAGUUGCAUCCCUCGUCGGCACCGGCUCCCAUGCUAACAUCUGAAGCGCCGCCACCCAUAUCCGUCAGUUCUCCUUACUGUUCCGAAUCCCGUCCAGUACAGUUACCAAUGGAAGAAAAUAUGCACCACGGGCACCACUCUAUGCCUCGCGUCUCUUCGUCUCAGCUCCAAACAACUAUGUCUACAUCCAGUUUGGCAGGGGGAAGUUCGACGAUGAUGACACCACUUUCUCAGAUGCCACCUAAUCAGUAUUUUUCCGGACACGGAUUCUCUUCCGCAGGAAAUUACGGCCCCACUACACCUUCGCAAAAUACACCUCCUGCUGUGAAACCUUAUAGACCUUGGGGAGCAGAAUUAGCCUAUUGAAAACACUACUCCGAAACUUAAUUAGCAAUAAAGAACUUGUAUCUUUAUUUUUUCUAGUCAGGAAAGAAUAUUUUUCUAGUCACAUAAGAAAAAAAAAAAAAAAACAUUGUUAAGAUACCAACGAUGCCUUUUCCUAAUAUUAUUAAUAGUAUAUCAUUUUGUACAUAAAAUGUUUUCUAUUUUUUCUACUAUACGUUUAAAUAUAAAUAUAUAUUUAUAUAUAAAAAUAAUUGUACGCUAUACUGUCAUGCACAGAAUGUACUGUUUACAUGCAUUCGAAAAAAAAUUGUUAAAUACAACUGUUAAUAAAAAAAAUAUUUUUUA